CACACACAGUCAGUGUAUCAUGCUUGCACUGUGUGGGCUGAGCUGAGCAUUCCUGUCAUACAGUAACAGUCUCUCUGCCUCCGCACUCUCUCUCUCUCUUUCCCUCUCUCUCCCUCUAUUUCUCUCUUUCCCUUCCCCUCUAUCUCUCCUCUUUUCUCCCUCUCUUCUCUUUCUCACACACAUACGUUCCUAAUACACACAUUAAUACACUUUCACAGAGCAGAGACGGACCCUCGUAGAGGAAGUCGAGAUGGUGUGGAAUGUGUGCCCUGGUUUUAUUAGUGAUGAGCGAGGACUUGGAGAGGUGCAGUGGUACUGGGAUGCAGUGACAGCUCUUAGCAUGUGAAUUCUCACACUGAGAUAUGGAGAUGCACUGAGGCUCUGAACAGAGACGGCGAUGAGGGUUGUGAGGCCGGCGUGUUGAGCAGAACGCACACACACUCACACACACACACUCUCCCGGAGCAUGCCUAUCAGUCCACCUGCCGACGGCAAACAUGAGGCUCUCGACCGGCCGCGGCAACAACACACCCCUACCAACGGUAAUCACGGAGAUGACAGCAUUCGGGCCUCUCCAGGGACUAAAUCUAACUCCGACCCUAUGGAGGAUCUCCACGGAAAUGCAGUUGUCAUCCGCAUCGGAAUCCCUGAUCUGCAGCAAACGAAAUGCCUGCGAUUGGACCUUGAGGCUCCAGUGUGGGUUUGUAAGCAGCGAGUUCUGGUCACUCUGACACAAAGCCUGACCGAUGUGCUUAACUAUGGCCUCUACCUCCCUGCCUUUAACGGGCGUGCCGGAAAGUUCCUUGAUGAGGAGAGAUUGCUCAGGGAGUAUCCAUUCCCUACGGUCACACCUGUACCAUACCUAGAGUUCCGUUACAAGAGGCGUGUUUACACUCAGAGCCAUGUAGAUGACAAGCAACUGGCCAAACUACAUACCAAGGCCAAUCUAAAGAAGUUUAUGGAGUAUGUUCAACAAAGGUGUGUGGACAAGGUCUGCAGGUUCCUGGAGAAAGGGCUGGACCCCAACUUUCAUGAUGCUGAGAGUGGGGAAUCUCCUCUCACUCUCGUGGCCCAGCUGGACACUUGUGCCGAUCUGAUUAAGGUGUUGAGGAGCGGAGGAGCCCAUCUGGACUUCAGAACCAGAGACGGCCUAACGGCGCUGCACAAAGCGGUCCAAACGCACAACCAUGUAGCAUUGACUACAUUGUUGGAUCUGGGGGCGUCUCCGGACUAUAAGGACAGUCGUGGGCUCACCCCCCUCUAUCACAGCGCCAUGGUUGGGGGAGAUCCAUACUGCUGCGAGCUGCUGUUGUACGAUCACGCCCAGCUGGGCUACAGCGAUGAGAACGGCUGGCAGGAGAUCCAUCAGGCUUGUCGUCAUGGAAAUGUGCAGCACCUUGAGCACCUGUUAUUCUAUGGAGCGGAGAUGAGUGCUCAGAAUGCCUCAGGAAACACAGCACUACACCUGUGUGCCCUCUACAACCAGGAAGGCUGUGCUAGAGUUCUCCUGUUUCGAGGAGCAAAUAAAGAAAUCAAGAACUACAACAACCAAACAGCAUUUCAGGUUGCUAUCAUCGCAGGGAACUUUGACCUGGCAGAAAUCAUCAAGAUUCAUAAAACCUCAGAUGUUGUGCCUUUCAGGGAGACACCUUCUUAUUCGUCUCGGCGGCGUGCGGUCUGCGUAUCCCCACGUCGCUCUCUGAUGCGAUCGGCCAGUGAUAAUGCUCUAGAUGAGAGUCUGCCAGCUCCCUCUCCGGCCCCCUCACUUCGCAGCCUGCCCCCGCUGGAGCCCGACGACACCAACCCAUCCCAGCGCAGCCCCCAGGCUGCUCACACUCACACGCGCAGCCUCAGGAGACACACCCGCUCAGGAGGACACCUUAGCCCUGGCAGUCCUGUACAGAGAGAGCCGAGUCCUCCUGCCGUGUCUCGAGGGCCCAAGAGACGGCUGUACAGUGCGGUGCCCGGCCGAACCUUCAUCGCUGUCAGCUCCCACACUCCACAGGGCGAGGGUGAGAUCACACUCAACCGAGGAGAGAGGGUCAAAGUGCUAAGCAUAGGUGAAGGUGGAUUCUGGGAAGGCUCAGUUAAAGGACGAACUGGCUGGUUUCCUGCCCACUGUGUAGAGGAAGUCCAGAUGAGACAAUAUGACCCACGACUUGAGACAAGAGAGGAUCGCACCAAGAGACUUUUCAGGCACUACACUGUUGGCUCCUACGACAACUAUACCUCUUACAGUGAUUAUGUUAUAGAAGAAAAAAGUGCAACGUUGCAGAAGAGAGACAGCGAAGGAUUUGGCUUUGUGCUUCGGGGAGCUAAAGCUGAGACACCCAUAGAAGAGUUCACACCUACUCCUGCUUUUCCUGCCCUGCAAUACCUGGAGUCUGUGGACCUGGAAGGGGUGGCGUGGAGGGCAGGGCUAAGGACAGGAGAUUUUCUCAUAGAGGUAAAUGGGGUGAGCGUAGUCAAGGUGGGACAUAGGCAGGUGGUAUCACUGAUUCGGCAAGGUGGAAGUCGGCUAGUAAUGAAGGUGGUGUCUGUCACACGCAAACCUGACACUGGAGACGUCGUCCGCAAGAAAGCCCCACCACCUCCCAAGAGAGACCCAAGCACCAGCCUGACCCUGCGCUCAAAAAGCAUGACUGCAGAACUGGAGGAGCUGGCGUCAAGGAGAAGGAGGGGAGAGAAGUUGGAUGAGAUGUUGAGUUCGCCCAAAGAACCGGUUGUAGUGAUGAGGCCACGUCCUGCGGAUUCAGACUCCAGAGCAGCCACUGUGAAACAGAGACCAACAAGUCGCCGCAUCACACAGGCUGAGAUCAAUUCUCUGUUAGAGAGGCAGGGUUUGCCAAUAAGUUCCCUGGCUGUGGACAAAAGUCAUAUGCAGCUGCCUCGGGGAAUGUCAAGAACCAAGUCAUUUGGUGCUCCUGAAGAUGAAAGAAUCUCAGCCCUGAUUGGAGAGCAUCGCUUUCCGAGAAGCUCCUCGAUGACUGACAGCUUUAGACAAGAUAGUAUUCCACCCCCUCCACAGACAGCUCCUCCACCACCUCCAACUCCCUACUUCCUAGAUUCAGGGCCACCACCGUCCUUUCAUCCACCUCCGCCCCCUUCUCGCGCUGCCAACCAGAGCCGUUCAAGCUUCCGCCCAGGGGCGGAGCCCAAACUCCAUGGCCCAGUCACGACAGACCGCCAGCGAAAAACACGCUCCAUGAUCAUUCUUCAGGACACCACCCAUUUGCCAGUGGAGCCUGCCCCUAUUGCAAGACCACAAACGCCUACCUCUGGAGCGGUUCCACCUGAACGUGGUCGUAGGCGUGGACCACCUGUGGAGAAUCCGUAUGCUAACGUGGGUCGUCUAAGUGCAGUCUAUACUCCUACGAAGCCCCAGCGGAGAAAGAGCCCACUAGUCAAACAAGGACCAGUUGAGGAGGGAGCCACUACUCAGACUAGUAGAGACCCCUCUCCUUUGGGAGGGUCACGGAUUCCCCACAGUAGCCGAGCAGAGCAGUUCCAACAGCAAGUUCUCUCUGAGAGAGCUAGAAUUACACCUCCAGGUGCCCGACGCAGACCCAGCGUUUUCCUAUCUGUAGAAGGGAGCACGACUGAGCCGCAAACAACCCCGUUACUUUCUCAGUCCCACUCAGUGGAUGAGUUGGCCGAGUUGCCUCCACCUGCACCAAUGCUUUCCCCUGGCCCGCCACCGGGGGGCACCACUUUUAUACACCCUCUAACAGGUCGACCACUGGAUCCUUCCUCACCUCUAGCCCUUGCACUGGCUGCACGAGAACGUGCCCUUAGUGGCCGGAAUACACCCACUCCUACGCCUUCACCCACACCUUCACCCACUCAAGGUCGAGCAGUUGAAAGGCCAGAGACAGAAGGAGGAGCAACACCACCUGCUCCUCUUGAGGCUCCUCCAUCGAAUUCCUGGAGAGACGAACCGGUCAGCAUCACAGAAACAGCAAGCCAAGUGACUAGUGGUAGCCCUGGGUCUGGACGAAGCCUGGAAGAGGUACUUGUCCCACCAAGCGUGCAAGGUGUCCAACCUGCACUUAUGGAUACAGAACAUACCCCACCGGCAGUCCCACCAACUCUACCUUCCCCUGCCCCUACCCUCUCAAAUCUGACUGCUCGAAGUCUGACUAUGAGCUCAGAGGAGGACGCGGAGCCUUACACCGUGACACUUCCCCCUGCAUUGCUCUCGUCCAGUGAUGAGGAAACCAGAGAGGAGCUUCGGAAGAUAGGCCUUGUGCCACCCCCUCAACCCUUUUCUAAUGGCCUUCUAAUUAAAGAAACACCCAAAGCCACUCUAAGCAUUUCACCUAGCGGAUCACGGCCAUCCAUUGCAAAGACCUCCUCUGGGAAAGCAAGCGAUUCUACGGCAGACUCUGGGGUUGAAGACCCACAUAUGGAGACCACCAGUACUGUUUCCACAGUCUCCAGCAUGUCCACUUUGUCUUCGGAGAGCACAGACUCCGCUCAUGCUAGCAAACCACGUUCUGGGGUGGGGCGUGGUCGCCCCGCCCAUCUCAGGGACCCACUGCUUAAACAGUCAUCAGACAGUGAGCUGCUUCCACACCCACCCAGCACAGGCCCCAGCCGUCCACGCUACCUAUUCCAAAGACGUUCCAAACUCUGGGGGGAGGAGCCCCGGGGCCAGAUGGGUGGGUCUGAUGAAAGUCGGCCUGCUGCUAUGGGGGCAGAGUUGCUAAGCAAAGACUCUCAUUCUCUGGGGGAGGAGCCACCGAUGGGAGCACCCCUUGACCCUGGCAGGAGAUCACCUGUGGGAGGUGCCAGAUGUGAGGAGAAUGGAGAAGAGAGUAAAUCACUCUUUAGUAGUUUAGGGGAGCUUCACACCAUCUCUCAGCGGAGUUACGGCACCACCUUCACAAUCCGUCCUGGCAGCCGAUACCCAGUGACCCGUAGGACUCCAAGCCCUGGAGCCACACCAGAACGGAGUGAACCGCUGGGGCCUGUCCGUACAUUCGGCCCUCAUCACCAUCAUCACACAAUCCUCAAGUCUUCUAGCCUAAGUUUGCCCCAGGAGCCCAAAGAGGUGCGUUUCGUCAUGAGGAGCGCCAGUGCUCGAGCCCGCAGCCGUUCUCCAUCCCCCUCUCCAUGCGCCUCCCCCUGCCCUUCACCUGUACUGGGAGCCCCUCUCCUGGCCCUGCGGCCAUUCAGACAGCGCCCCCUAGCACUGUGGAGUAAGUAUGACGUGGGAGAGUGGCUAGAGAGUGUGGGACUAGGAGAACAUCGUGCCCGUUUUUUGGAGCAUGAGAUUGAAGGCGCCCAUCUGCCUGCACUGACCAAGGACGAUCUGGCAGAAUUAGGGGUGACGCGGGUGGGACACCGAAUGAACAUCGAACGUGCCCUGAAGCAGCUGCUGGAGAGUUGAGGAGAGCAAAAAUGCAGGAUAUAGUCUCAUCACAAAUUUUAACCAUUAAAAGUCUAAAAGUUAGACUAAAAGUCUAACACCAUAGAUUCCAACCCACUUUUUUUUAGCAUUGCUCAGCCCUUAUAUAAUAUAGAUUUUACCCAAGCACCAACGAUUUAACUCCCACAAAACCCACCAUGUUUCUUCACUAGUUUGCCACCUACUAAGAGUAAAAAUAACAUGCUGGACAGGAGUGUGGACCUACUGCGCAAUAUCUACUAUUUACAGCUACAGGUCUUAGAAUAUCAAACUGGCCAUGUUUUUAACUGGGUCUUCUGCACAAUAACAAAUGAUAUAGCCAGCAAGCAGCCAUUUCCUUCACGCGCCAUGUUUUACAAUCAAAUGAUGAUGAAGGUGUGGCAAUCAUACAGACUGCUCUCACAUUAUCAGAGGAAGUCUGAGAAUAUCUUCACCAUCUGGAUUUGUGUGCAUUUCCUGCUUCCAGGAGAGAGACUUCUGAAUUUUAGAAAGCAGCGUCAACUUGAAUGCAAAGGGAAAGGAAAGAGCAGAAACCUCUCCUGUAAACAAUGCCAAUGCUUCCAAGUGCCCGGAAUUUACAGUAUGUUCACCGACCAUCUUGUAACUCAAUAGUAGAUAGCCAUGAUAAUGGUGAUAAUAAGAUGCGUUGCAGUAACUCGACUUGGCAUGUGAAUGCAACAUGUCCAAGUAAGAAAGGAUCUGACAAUCUGCCCUAAACCAGGAGAAUAAAACUUCUCCAAAUACAAUACAAGUGUGGCCUUGAGGUAAUACUGCCGCCAUCUAAAAUUUGUUAAAGAUAGAUAUUUUCAGUCACUACAUUCAGUUUUAUAUGUAUAUGAUAUAUAUGGAGUUAUAUACUAAAAAAAGAAGAAUGUAUGAGAGUAAGGUGAGAUAUACUUGUCUUAUGCCCUGUGAGAUUGUGUCAUAUUUGGUCUUACUUUAUAUUUGUUAUUUUAUUUGUCAACUAUCAACCAAUACCCUAACAUGAACGCAGUUACUCUUUUUUCCCCAUGGUAUAACUUGUGAUUUGUGAGUUAUAAACACAUAAUCUUUAGACUAGUUCAUGGUCAGUUAUUUAAGAAUUUCAUAAUUACGGACGGACCUUUUUUGUCUAUUAUGAAUAAAUCCUCAUUAAGACUGUAUGUAGAAUAACUGUUUCGUUUAAAAAGAGGAUUUGAAAUGCUAUGGGUUGUAGGAAUUUAUUUGUUACCUUUUGUAAAUGAUAACUCAGCAUCAGUCGAUCAUUUCAUGCUGAUCAAUUUGUGAAUUCAAGCCGUAACAAUGUUUCUUUGCCAUGAUUUGGUUAUGUAUUGUGCAAUUACUCAUUUGGGAUUUAAUUCCUAUCAAGUCUUUCAGUUUAGAACAAUAUGAGCAAAAUAUGCUACCUAAGGGCUUUUCUAACAUAAAUAAAAUAAAUUGUUAUCAAACAUGUUUUAAUGCAAACUGCUAAACUGGUGAAUUUGUCUGAUCCCCAGUUAUAGGCAAGUCUACAACUUAAAGUAAUAACGUGACACAUUGGCAAAAACAAAGCUAGUGUUAAUGGGCCUUAAAAAGCAGUGUGUCCCUGACCAUAAUGACCUGGGAACAUUUUCUGUUCCUAGUAAAAGUGUGAAAUUGUCUUUUAGUACAACCAAAUUACUAAAAGUAAUCUGAUUACAAGCAUAUCUACUGUGAAUAUAGUUAUUUUUCCUCAAUUUCUCAUUUUAAAAUCCCCAAGAUUGUCAUAUAAUCAAGCAAAUGUUGAGAUUAUAUUGUGUCAAAAAUGAUCUGGUAACUAGCUUGACUGGUUUGUUGUGUUUGGUAAGCUGGAACAGUAGGUGUUGCUGUGGUUUACACAUUUAACUAACAGAUGAACUCUGCCAACUGAGGAGAAAAUCCUCACACUUGUCACUCCUCCGGUUGGUCAAUUUGCACAAAGAUGUGGGUGCUACUGUUUAUAAGCCAUCUGCAUAAAAUAUGAGUGUACUUCCCUCAUCUGUACCUGUCCUUCUCCCUCUCUUCCGAUCCUCACUCAUUUACACUCUCAAACACAAUUAUUUAAUUAAUUAAUUACUGGUGUAAGAGAAGGGUGUGGCAGCCAUGUUCUUCUAAUUUACCACUUUUAGGAGCCCUUUCUUCUGAUGUUGACUUUUUUUUUUUUGUAUUCUUUGUUGGAUGAAGUGAUUUGAGGAUUAAGCUUUUGGACGUUUGCUUUAAAAUGAGAAAAUGUACACAAAAAUAUAAUUUGACUUGUCUGUUAUUAAAGAUCAUCUCUCAGGC
Cyprinus carpio (common carp) is the source of this 7669-nucleotide messenger RNA. RefSeq names its product SH3 and multiple ankyrin repeat domains 3b (gene shank3b). The transcript is spliced from 25 exons. Gene Ontology annotation, molecular function: synaptic receptor adaptor activity; ionotropic glutamate receptor binding. The record is from RefSeq and is a predicted model, not a curated record. Gene Ontology annotation, cellular component: dendritic spine; postsynaptic membrane; postsynaptic density. Lineage: Eukaryota; Metazoa; Chordata; Actinopteri; Cypriniformes; Cyprinidae. Bases 467 to 5392 code for a protein of 1641 amino acids.